Molecule: messenger RNA, 2574 nt
Organism: Trichoderma reesei QM6a
Lineage: Eukaryota; Fungi; Ascomycota; Sordariomycetes; Hypocreales; Hypocreaceae
Exons: 4
Coding region: 1-2574 (857 amino acids)
Biological process (GO): nucleobase-containing compound metabolic process; establishment of sister chromatid cohesion
Cellular component (GO): nucleus
Molecular function (GO): DNA binding; hydrolase activity, acting on acid anhydrides, in phosphorus-containing anhydrides; ATP binding
Source: RefSeq, a predicted model, not a curated record
AUGACGGACCAAGUUGACGGCAUCGCGCACGAGCUGUCGAGCCUUGACUUUCACCAUCCAUAUACGCCGUAUGACGUCCAGAACCAGUUUAUGCAGACAGUGUAUCAAGUGCUGGAGACUGGCAACGGACAAGUAGGGAUUCUGGAAAGCCCAACUGGAACCGGCAAAUCUCUGUCGCUCAUUUGCGCUUCUCUGACAUGGCUGCGAAAUUACAAGGCCACUAGGCAAGAGGCAGCGCUGCAGGAAGCAGGAGAAUCGUACAAGGAUGAGCCGGCCUGGAUCGUUGAGCAACUUCUGUCCCGGAAACGGAGCGAAUUGCUGCAGCAGUGGGAAGACAGAGAGAAGCGGCUGGCAUCUAUUCGGCUGAAGGAGAAGGCUCAGGAAGAAAGAGGUCGAAAGAGACGCCGUGUGGAGGACGUUUCUGCGGUUGUCGAAACCAUAGCCGACGAAGAUGCGGAAUGGCUACUGGACGCUGAUGACCAUGAAGUGAGCGACCGAGAUGCCUUGUCCGGCCUGAGUAAGGAAUCACGAGAGAUUCUCGAAAGGAUUGGCCUGGGGGGGCGCAUCUACUAUACAUCGAGAACUCACUCGCAAUUAUCACAAUUCAUCUCAGAGCUGCGUCGCCCAGCGUUUCCGCCGUCGCUGCCACCAUCUGUUGCAAAGGCGUCAGAUGUCUCCCCGACGGAGCCCGUAAAACUGCUGCCGUUGUCAUCACGGCAAAAGCUCUGCAUCAAUCCAUUUGUUGCUCGCCUUGGGUCUGUGCAAGCCAUCAACGACCGCUGCGCGGAGCUUCAACAAGCGAAAUCCAGUAGCAAAUGCUCCUUUGUGCCCAAGGAGGAGCUUCUCAGCCAGACACACCAGUUUCGAGACUCUGCUCUGGCAACCAUUCCCGAUAUCGAGGAUCUACAUCAUCUCGGAAAGUCUUUGUCGAUAUGUCCCUACUACGCCUCUCGCGUGGCUUUGCCGGGAGCCGAAAUCAUCACGCUGCCAUACCCGCUUCUGCUGCAGCAGAGCGCUCGCGAGGCUUUGGGCAUCAAGUUGGAAGGAAACGUAGUGAUAAUCGAUGAGGCGCACAAUAUCCUCGAUGCGAUAUCCAAUGUGCAUGCUGCAGAGAUUCAGCUGAGCGACCUCCGCAGGGGUCGCCAGAUGCUUGGAGUCUAUGUCAAACGAUUUGGCAAGAAGCUAAAGGGUAUCAAUCGAGUCAACGUGGGGAGGGUUGGGAGGAUCAUUGACGGGCUCUCGGAGUGGCUUGAAGGGGCCUUGAAGUUCAAGGUAUGUCUGGACGAACAUGGGAUUGUCGACCCGAAUGACCUCACGAGGCACAAAGGCAUUGACCAGAUGAACAUCUAUGAACUCAUUCAGUACAUACAGGAGUCGAAGUUGGCGUACAAGAUUGAGAGCUAUGUGGCUCAUGUCGAGGCUGAGGGCGACAGCAGCAAUUCCGGACCUCCAAAAGCCGCCACUCCCGUCCUCCAUACUCUCGUCUCUUUUCUGAUCGCUCUUACAAACCUAAGCUCGGAGGGCCGAAUUUUCUACCAAAAGGUCCACGGAGCCGCGACGGACGUGAAAUUGACCUAUCUUCUUCUCUCACCAACUCACGCCUUCUCUUCGGUUGCCUCAAGCGCCAGGGCGGUCAUCUUGGCUGGCGGGACCAUGUCGCCAUUUCAAGACUACAAAGACCAACUGUUUCCCACCCUCGAGCCUGGAAAAGUAACGUCUCUAAGCUGCGGACAUGUCAUUCCCCCGGAGAAUCUUUGUGUCUGGACUCUUGCUUCGAGCAAUCCUGCGUCGCCUCCGUUUGAGUUCAGCUUCAAGCAGCGAGGGAACAGGGAGAUGAUGACGCAGUUGGGGUUGGCGAUUCUAAACGUUUGCAACAUUGUCCCUGACGGAGUGGUCGUAUUCUUUCCGAGCUAUGGCUACCUUGAUGAGAUUGUCAAGGUCUGGCAGCAACGCCAGGGGGAGAGCUCUCAAACCAUAUGGGAUCGACUUCAAGCCCGAAAAUCCGUCUUCAGAGAUUCCAAAGGCGAAUCGAGCGAAGAUGUGCUACGAGACUACUCGCAAGCAAUCCUCGGAGUCAGGCCAGCUGGGGAUAAGCGCACUGGAGCUUUGCUUCUGAGCGUUGUUGGCGGCAAGAUGUCUGAAGGAAUCAACUUUUCAGACCGCCUAGGACGUUGUGUGAUGGUCGUGGGACUGCCGUACCCAAACAUUGCAUCGCCGGAUUGGAAGGCGAAGCUCGAGUACAUUGAGUCUACCACCGAAGCCCGGCUUGUCAAAGAAGGACGAAAUAGUGGCGAGGCAACGGCACAAGCAAAGCAGGCGGCGCGGGACUUUUACGAAAACGCCUGCAUGCGGGCGGUCAACCAGAGCAUUGGUCGAGCUAUCCGGCACCGGGGAGACUAUGCGGCGAUUAUCUUGGUUGAUAGACGAUAUGGGACGGAUCGGAUCCGGGGGAAAUUGCCUGGAUGGAUUCGAGACGGGCUGGAGAAGGAGAGUCACGAAAGGGGGCUUGGUGCGCUGAUGGGGGCUCUGGGGGCCUUUUUUCGCAAGAAGUCGCAAGCGGGCAAUGGUCCGUAG